Schizophyllum commune H4-8 is the source of this 285-nucleotide messenger RNA. RefSeq lists its product as uncharacterized. NCBI's taxonomy places the organism in Eukaryota, Fungi, Basidiomycota, Agaricomycetes, Agaricales, Schizophyllaceae. The transcript has a single exon. The coding region runs from base 1 to 285 and encodes 94 amino acids. The record is from RefSeq and is a predicted model, not a curated record.
AUGACGGGUCUCGCCGUCGCUGGCGCAGCCGCCUAUCUGGCAGCUGUGACAACGACGGCAGUGUCGACCCAUCUACCAUUAUCACGUCGCUCAGCUGGCGAUCCUCUGGCAAACAUAGCAAGCGCGCGCGACACGGAUGUCACGGCGGCAUGCCUUGAGAGGGCUGGUUCCGACGCUAUCCUAGUAGCCAGUUGGGCGGGAUGUCCGACGAUGAAGGUCACAAAGGACCCGACGAAACAACUGAAAUGGUCAUCAACGUCACCAAAGGCAAGCGAAACCACUUAG